AACGACGUCGUGGAAAUCACCGUCACUCGCUAACUCGUUCAGUCUCGAAUUUCAGCAAGGCCAACAGAGAGCACCCACCCCAGAGACUAGCGAAAAUGGCGUACUCCGCCUCCCGGCGCACAUUAGCCUCCGCCCUCACGCGAACCCUAACCUCAACUUCCACUCGUUCAAACCCCUCGUUCUCUUCCCGCUCUCGCUUCGCCUUCGCUCUUCUCAACAACCAACAACCCCAGCUCGUUCCCGACCCGGUUCACCUCCCGACCCGCUCCAAGCAUUCCGGGUCGGGUUACUCGCCCCUCAACGACGCCACUCCCAACUGGAACAACCGCCCGCCCAAGGAGACCAUCCUCCUCGACGGCUGCGACUACGAGCACUGGCUCAUCAUCCUCGAGUUCAACGACCCAAAGCCCUCGGAGGAGGAGAUGAUCAACAGCUACGUCAAAACCCUAGCUUCGGUCGUCGGAAGUGAGGAGGAGGCCAAGAAGAAGAUAUACUCGGUUUCGACGUCGACGUAUACUGGAUUUGGGGCUUUGAUUUCUGAAGAGCUUUCUCUCAAGGUUAAAGAGCUGCCGGGUGUUCUCUGGGUUUUGCCGGAUUCGUACCUUGAUGUGCCCAACAAAGAUUAUGGAGGGGAUCUAUAUAUCGAUGGGAAAGUCAUCCCUAGGCCCCAGUAUAGGUACACUGAGAGGCAAAACAACAGUCGAAACAGGCCUCGCCCACGACAUGAUAGGCGCCGGGAAACAAUGCAAGUUGAAAGAAGACAGCCGGUGCAAAGACAGAACAUGGUUCAGGAUCAGAGAGGGCCUGUGCAGCAACCAUCUCAAGAAGAGUUCAACAAAAGGGAUGUUUAAGAAUUCAAAAUCUAGUCUCAGAAUUCCCUGUCUUAUUUCUACUGAUGAAUGUUGGUGUAUUUACACCUGAACCAUAUUUCAUGACAGACUUAUGCAUAUCACUAUCAUCACUAUGAAAAUAAGACUUGUGAAUAUUUGUGUCA
Molecule: messenger RNA, 994 nt
Organism: Rosa rugosa (rugosa rose)
Lineage: Eukaryota; Viridiplantae; Streptophyta; Magnoliopsida; Rosales; Rosaceae
Product: multiple organellar RNA editing factor 3, mitochondrial
Exons: 4
Coding region: 96-851 (251 amino acids)
Biological process (GO): cytidine to uridine editing; mitochondrial mRNA modification
Cellular component (GO): mitochondrion
Source: RefSeq, a predicted model, not a curated record